AAAUCUCUGGGUGUGUGAGAGCAGUGCGCAACAGCAACCCCAGCCAGUCUCAGAGUCAGUCACCGACCAUGACGCGCUGGCGCUCCUUUACGCAGGCAGGAUUUCCACAGUUUGCCAAUAAUUACAGAAAGCAGCAUUAUUUAAGAGAGAAAAUAACCAUGUUUUAGUGUUUUUUAUGUAGUCAUAUUUUGGAUACAAACACAGUGGAAACGAAGUGGAAGUGGAUUGAGAAAGCAGUCGCCACGUUCUUCAGUGAAGCAGCGAUGGAGGAGCAGCGGGAUGUGAAUAGCACGGAUAGCAGCGAAGGAGAGAGCGUGUCCCCGUCUCCGAGCCUGCCCUCGCCGCCUAUACUGCCUCUACAGGUCGCUCAGCAGGCCCACAGAACCACCAACUUUUUCAUUGACAACAUUUUGCGACCGGACUUCGGCUGUAAAAAGGAGCACGGUCUGGGCCCGCGGGACCGGGCGCAGACCUCCGACCGUGAGCGCGUGCACCCGGUGGUCAGCAGGCCGAGUCUUCCCGGGACACCGUGCCAGGACUCCAACUGUAGCAGUGACAGCACUUCGUCUUCCGCCUCUUCCAACGCCUCUUUGGCGAGUCCCAAAAAGAGCAACGGCAGCUGCGGAGGUUCUGCAGCGGCUGUCGUAUCCACCGGGAGCGGCGGCACUGUUAAAGCCGAGGACAGGACUGGCGGCGGGGCCGGGGAGAACACUUCCUCCUCGCUGGUGGUGUUGAACGGCACCGGCGCACCGACACCGGAGACGCAGCCGCUGCUCUGGCCUGCCUGGGUCUACUGCACGCGCUACUCGGACAGGCCUUCAUCUGCAGGGCCAAGGACACGGAAACUGAAAAAGUCGAAAAGUGGCAAAGAGGACAAGCGGCCGCGCACGGCCUUCACGGCCGAGCAGCUGCAGAGAUUGAAGACGGAGUUCCAGGUGAACCGGUACAUAACGGAGCAGCGGCGGCAGUCUCUGGCUCAGGAGCUCAACCUCAACGAGUCCCAGAUUAAAAUCUGGUUUCAGAACAAGCGGGCCAAGAUCAAAAAAGCGAGCGGCUUCAAGAACGGCCUGGCGCUGCAGCUGAUGGCGCAGGGACUGUACAACCAUUCCACCACCACUAUCCAGGAGGACAAGGAGGAUAGCGACUGACGGGUCCGCGCCGCCGCGGCCGUCCUCCGCACGCACUCUGUACAUUGUAAAUAAGUCAUAUCUAAUUUAAGGAGGAGGACGGGAGGGUGGUGUCAGCAGCGCUCCGAAUCCUCCUCACAAGUGACUCUAGAGCACAAGAGACGAACACAACGCAUACUUCUGGACUGACCUACCACCGCAAAACCAAAGAUUUUAUUGGAAAACAGAGCCUGACACUUUCACUUACAAGAAAGAAAAAAAACAACCCCUCGCCCCAGCAAGAGGCUUCAUUCAAACUGUCGCUGAAUUGCUUUUUCUGGACCAAGCGGCGUCUAAGAGUUGUGUUCAUCCUAAAUUAUAUUCGACCGAGAUGCCAUACAUCGAUGAAGUGCCAAAAAGUAACGAUGUAAUGAUGAUGAGUACGAGACACUUUAAAUGACACUGAAUCCCUUCAGGAAUAUGGAAAUAUUCAGGAAAAUCUAACACUAAUGUCAUAUUCUGCCUCUACAGUGUCGCUCCUCGUCACGUGGAGGAGCUUUCAAAUGACACCAUGCAGGAAACAUGAACCAAUAAUUACCAGAUAAAAAUAAACUGCAUACUCACCGAUAGUCCUCAUGACCAGGAACGCCAGAUCAAAUAAAUGAAGAUCGAAUAAAAUUAAAUAAACACACAAAGAAACAUAAGAAAAAGCAAAAUAAAACAACUUUAAAUCCCUCACAUUAAUAAGAAAUAAUAAAUUAUGUGCAGUGUUUCCAUCAGAGUGUCUGAGCUGGUACUUGAGGGAAUAACAUUCCAAAAUGUUCACGGUGGUGCUUCUGUAACAUCCCAGAAUGACUGUAAGUGUUGAACCUUUGUUAGAGGAGAUAGAAGCCUGAGGAGCAUCCAGAGGACGGGCUCUGUACAGUUCUACCAUGUUUCCAAAUAAACACUUUUAUAUUGGAAAAGAACAUCUUCA
Stegastes partitus (bicolor damselfish) is the source of this 2082-nucleotide messenger RNA. Its product is annotated as homeobox protein engrailed-1-like. The transcript has 2 exons. The record is from RefSeq and is a predicted model, not a curated record. Gene Ontology annotation, molecular function: DNA-binding transcription factor activity, RNA polymerase II-specific; RNA polymerase II cis-regulatory region sequence-specific DNA binding. Gene Ontology annotation, biological process: neuron differentiation; regulation of transcription by RNA polymerase II; multicellular organism development. Lineage: Eukaryota; Metazoa; Chordata; Actinopteri; Pomacentridae. Gene Ontology annotation, cellular component: nucleus. Bases 264 to 1148 code for a protein of 294 amino acids.